Linepithema humile (Argentine ant) is the source of this 2408-nucleotide messenger RNA. RefSeq lists its product as uncharacterized. The record is from RefSeq and is a predicted model, not a curated record. Lineage: Eukaryota; Metazoa; Arthropoda; Insecta; Hymenoptera; Formicidae.
CCUUAGCGAUAGAAGCGCUGCCUGGAGCCUAAUAUUAUCGCCACCUGUAUGUGUACUUGUGAAUUACUACAAAAUCAUAUAGAUUCUCUAGUGUGAAGGACCUGGAAGGACCGGUCGUAUUGUUUAUGUCGCGUGUGUGGUUCCUCUAAUGAUGCAUCCUCCGACAAUGCGUUCUGACAUCCUACGCUCAUGUUCGCCCAUGUAUACGUAGGCGUAAUUUACGUAUAGUUCAAAACGAUGUCGUAGGAAGACAGGAUUUUCUUAUCAGUGAUUUAUGCGACACUUUCUCCGUGAUAAGGUUAUGUUCACCGUCGUCGACUCGACGACGGAACCAGCAGCGAUAUUCGGGUAUACACGUUUCAUUGACGCACGAACGCUUUCACGAUGAGAACCGGCGGCAUGCUGGACGGCCGCGAGUUCGGCAAGCGUGUGCGUCGUCUCUUGGAUGGCAAUUACUCAUAUCGCAAGAUCCUGUUGAUCGUCCUAGUCUUCGGCGGUCUGCUACUGUAUUUUGGUCCGUCCUUUGCGCAAUGGCUUUUUUCCACCACCAGAGAGCCAAUAGAAGCAUUUGAGGAUCAUUGCAUAAAUGAAAGGCUGGCCAGUUUUUACUUUGAUGCUAUUGAAUAUAAUGCAAAUAUUUUACACAAUCCACCUAAGAAAAAUGAACAUUCUUAUCUGCCCUAUAUUGGAAAUGGUGUUUUUGGAAUACCCAUUUAUCCAGAAGGCUGGCUAUACAUUAAACAUGGUAGAGCGCUUUUGUUGCCAGUACAGUGGCAGCCAUUGAUUUCAUAUAUUAUACCCAAGGAUAACUUUUAUCGAGAAGCUACUGUCGUUCAUUUCACAAAUGGGAUUGUUUAUAAGUAUCAGUGCCUUAGAGAGGGAUAUUACAUAGACUCUCAAUAUUAUGCUCAUAGAGGUCUCGAGGGAAUCUUAGUGCAGACUAUAAAGAUUUCUAAUCCUUUUUCACUCUCUCAAGAGGUAUCAUUGAAACCGCAGGAAUCUAUUCACUGGGGUAAUUCUCACAUAGAACCCGUUAGGAUUCAAGUUGAUGGGGUCAAUCAUGAUUAUACUCUCAUAUCUGGAUUUGUACCGCAAUCAAAUUCCAACAAGAUAGUAGUAGUAUCGAUAAUUUAUAAGGCUCCACCUAAAGUCGUACAGGUAAAAGCUCACAAUUCUGUUAAAUUGGAGUUCCUGUCGAGCAUUCAGUACAGCGAGCCGAUUUCAUCUGAACAAUAUCACACGGAACGCGAUAUAACCAAAAAGAAGGCGACUGACUUGAUAAAAAAAGCAAUUGCGCGUCAGCAACGAAGCUUGAGAGAAGAGCAUGUGAAUCUCUGGCAGAGUUAUUGGUACACGAGUUUGAGAAUAAGCGAUUCCAAGGCCGAGGGUGCUAUCAACGGUCACAAAAUUAACUCCACCAUGUAUUAUGUAUUAUCUCAGGUACCGCGGAGUGUUCCAGAUGUGGAGAAAAAUGUUGGUAUGAACGAGGGUUGUUAUCGAGGUCAUCACACCUUGGAUGCUCCCCGUUUGUGGAAGGAUGCCUCGUCUAUCGAUGCUGUGAACGAGAUAGUCGAGGCAUGGUUGAUAACACUGGAGAAACAAGGCUGUCAUCAUUUGGUGAUUGGCGGUCCUGCAGCCGUUCAACAGGCAAUUGUACUAAGUCUCGGUGGACUGAGAUUCAGCAAUCAACAUCUCGAAUUUAAUAUUGAUCCGCAAUAUCUUCAUCGCGAUUAUUUAUUCAGGCGUAUAAGUUAUGGAAAUUUAACGCAUGUGAAUAUAUCUGUAACAGUCGGUGAGGAUAAUCGCGCGCUAUUAGGAGUAGCUUUGGAUAAAAGUGAUAGCGUUUAUUUCGGAUGUGAUGCUGGCUGUUUGGACGCGCCGGUUCCUCUCAGUCAGACUUAUACGAAUUUUCCCGUGAAGUUAACAAAGCCGUUAACGGCGAUACUUUACAUAACAUCCGAUCAUCAGCAUAUGCAAGAUCUUCGCAAUGCUUUGCAUGUUCACGAAGUAGAUGAUGCGCCGGCGCAUGAUCACCAGGUGAUGGCUUUGCAUAAACAUGGACAUCAGCUCGGAGGUUUGCCAACGUUGUUCUGGGUUAGCAUAUGCUUCCUGAUAAUUGUGUUCCAUUUGUUUUUAUGUAAACUUAUUUUUAAUGAGUAUUACAGUCAUCAAGAUCGACAGCGAGUUCGGUAUAAUAAACCGUGAUACGAUUGUACAUAAAUUUUUCUAUUGUUGCAACAUGUACAUAUGUAAUAUUGUAAUGUACAUAUAUAUUUUUCCAACUCAUAUUUGUAGCAGGCUAAUUAUUUUUUGAGCGCUGUGAGUAUGUGCGUGCAUACUUGUUUUAAUGUAUAAAAUACAUGUAUAAAAUACAUGUAUAAAAUACAUAUGUAUAAAAUACAUAGGUA